AUGCCGAAGCGCGUAAGGACUUCCGCGGAGCAGCAGACUCCCGACGAAGGCAACCAAGUUGGCUCAGAACCUGAGCCCACAACCGUGGCCGCACGCACUCGGUCCUCGCGUCGACAGCCUCCCAGAUCUUUCAGCAGCACACCCGUUCAGCUUCAGGCCGGAAAAUCCACUGCCACGGCGGUUGAGCUUGACGAAGGAGAAGUCUCUGCGAGCGCACGCAAAGAACGUAAACGUUUGACCGACAGAGUUGCUCAGCGCGAACAUCGCAAACGUCAGAAGCAGUACAUCGAAGAGCUCGAGGCCCAGCUCAGUAUGCUCAAAGAAGGCGGCCAGUCAGACGUAGCGCAGCUAGCUGCCCGGAAUCUUCAGCUGUACGACGAGCUCAAGCAGAUGCAUGCAUUGUGGGAUGAAAUGGAGCAGCUGCUCUUGCGCCAACGGCAGCUUCGGCGAACGUCUACUGUCAACUUACUUUCUGCGAGACCCGAUUCACAGAUUGACACGCAGCUUGAUAGGCUCAUGGCGCGAGAGGGAGGCCAAACUACCACGGACGAACCGCUGCAACCAGGUCAGGCGAGCCACUACACCGGGAGCCACGACGGGAGUCAGUCGCCGUAUGCCGAUGCCAUCCCAGACGCGGACCCAGACCGGGACAACAGCGACAUGUCUCGGGUACAGGAUGCGACAGGCCAAGCCAUGUCUACUGCAGCGCAGCAUAGCAUCCUCUUCGAAGAGCAAGGCGAACUUCCGAGUAUCUUGCAGGCUACUGGGUGCUUUAUCUUUUGUUCAGGUGGCAAGCUCUACAAACUGAAGAAGCAUUUUUGA
Verticillium nonalfalfae is the source of this 822-nucleotide messenger RNA. RefSeq lists its product as uncharacterized. The record is from RefSeq and is a predicted model, not a curated record. Gene Ontology annotation, molecular function: DNA-binding transcription factor activity. NCBI's taxonomy places the organism in Eukaryota, Fungi, Ascomycota, Sordariomycetes, Glomerellales, Plectosphaerellaceae. Gene Ontology annotation, biological process: regulation of DNA-templated transcription. Bases 1 to 822 code for a protein of 273 amino acids. The transcript is spliced from 3 exons.